This is a messenger RNA of Melampsora larici-populina 98AG31, 1472 nucleotides long. RefSeq lists its product as uncharacterized. The transcript is spliced from 5 exons. The record is from RefSeq and is a predicted model, not a curated record. Lineage: Eukaryota; Fungi; Basidiomycota; Pucciniomycetes; Pucciniales; Melampsoraceae. Gene Ontology annotation, cellular component: membrane. Gene Ontology annotation, molecular function: monoatomic cation transmembrane transporter activity. The coding region runs from base 191 to 964 and encodes 257 amino acids. Gene Ontology annotation, biological process: transmembrane transport; monoatomic cation transport.
CCCCAGACCAGUCCCAUCCUCCACCCGAUCCCACCACCACCCUCAUCAUCAUCACCACCAAACCCAACACCUACCAGGUCAUCGAAAACGUUCAUCAAUCUUAAAAUCAGGUCUUCAACCUUUCCCAAUCCUUUUGACUAUCUUGAGUUUCUUAAUUGGCUUUAGACUUUGGAUCACUGGGGAUGUGGCUAUGAUUGGAAUUGGUUAUUUGGUAAUAUGUGAAGCUUUAGGCUUAUCUUGGGAUAUUUAUCUUGCUUUUCUUUUUAAUCAAUCUCAACAAAUUCAAGACUUGAGAUAUCCAUUUGGAACUGCUCGGUUUUCUACGCUGGCUAGGUUCACUAGAUCGAUUUAUUUAUUGUUUGCUGCAAUGUAUGUGUGUAAAGAAUCUAUCGAACACGUAGUCUUGAACCAUUCACAUGUUCAUCAUGACCAUCCCGAAAUCAUCAAUCAAGUCUUGUUAGUCUUGUCGAUCUUAAGUGUGGCGGGUUCGGCAAUCGUGUUGCCUGAUGAUGUGGGGGGUGGGUAUAGAAGGUUAUAUUCGAUUGGAUUUUCUUUUGGUUUAUUACUUUCUCAAAGUUUUUCAAACCAACUUCAACAAGUAGCUAUCGGUAGACUUAUUGGUUUAUUAGAAGUCUUUUCAUUUAUUUCUUUAGGUUUACAAGAAUCUAUUAUAAUGGGUAAGGUCUUAUUACAAACUUCUCCAACUUCAAAUGAAUUUAUUAAAGAAAAACAUACUUUACAAACCGGAUUGAGUUUUAUUAAAGAAAACGAAAAGAAGAUCCAAAAAGUUUAUCCAAUCAAGAUUUGGAAACUAACUGAAACAGAAAAACUUGUAACGUUUGUUAAGUUGGGUAUCAAGUCUAAUUCGAUUAAUGGAUUUGAAUCUAUUGAACUCUUGGCUUCUGUUAGGAAUGCUUUGAUUGGGAUUGGGGAUGAGUUGUCUGUUGAGUUUGUUUCGGUUUGAAAAAAAUGAAUGGAAUGUUUGUAGAUUGAGGAAAGAUGUGGUUUGAGGAGAGAUGUGGUUUGGAGGUUGAUUGGUUGGAGGUUGGAUUGGAUUUUUGGCUUUUUCUUUGUUUCUUUUUUUUGUCUUUUUGUUUUUUUUGGAAUGGUUUUUUUCAUGUUUGGUUAUGAAACGUUUGAUGAUCGUCUUCUUUUUUUUGUUUUUGUUUGUCAUUGUCUUCCCGGUCAUGCUUCUCUUUAUCUUUCUCUUUAUCUUUCUUCAUCUUUCUUUGUUUUUUUUUAUUUUUGAUUUAUCUUUAUUUUAUUUUUAUUUUUGUUUUUGUUUUUUAUGAAUUUAGAAAUGGUUUAGAUUUCUUUGAAUUGUUUUGAUUUACAAAAAUGAUCAAAGGUCCUUUAAGUGAUGUUAUAUGUUUGAUGUUCUAUACUUUUUUGAUUUUUAUUUUGUUGAAAUUUAUUGAAAGGUUUUUUUUAGAUCUACCAAUAUGAAAGCAAAAAAAUGUCUUUUUUGGUUU